UCCACAUUGCUGUUUCCAGUUCUAAUGAGGUUCCUCCCAGGCUACUGACCUUUACUCCACUGCUCUCAUCUUGGUGAAUGAUUGGGGAAACUAUCACCAUGUUUAAGCCUCAUGUAUAAGAUGUUUAGGGGAAAGAUGAAACAUUUUCUGAAAAAGCUGGAAGUCUCUUCUCGACAUGGCUUUGGAAAUCACUUAUGCUGAAGUGAGGUUCAAAACUGAAUCCAAGUCCUCAGGCACCAACUCAUUGUCUCCCAAUGCUCACAAAGAGAAGACCACUUCUCGCAAACGUAAUCCUGGUUUUCCCAAGCUGCUUUUCACAUCAUCAUUGAUGCUUUUGCUACUCUUGGCAAUUUCACUUCUUGUUGCUUUCAUCAUUUUCUUUCAAAAAUAUUCUCAGGUUCUUCAAGAAAAGAAGACUCUCUUAGAAAUCUCACAGAAACACCCAGAAUUGGAAUGUAUAAAAGCCAGUUCAACCACAGAAGGGAAGGCCUGGAGCUGUUGCCCAAAGGAUUGGAAAUCUUUUAGUUUCCAUUGCUACUUUUUUUCUACUGAUUCAAAAUCCUGGAAUAAAAGUGCAGAGAGUUGCCGUAGCAUGAAAGCUAACCUGCUGGUGAUCAACACCAAGGAGGAGCAGGAUUUCAUCAUCCAGCAUCUGAAAAUAAGACCUUUAUAUUAUGUAGGACUCUCAGAUCCAGAGGGUCAGAGACAUUGGCAAUGGAUUGACCAUACACCAUACAAUGAAAGUGCCACAUUCUGGCUUCAAGGUGAGCCCAGUGAUAAUACUGAGCGUUGUGUUGUGCUGGCCUCUCAUCAUAAUUAUAAACAUAAUCGUCAUCAAUGGGGCUGGAAUGAUAUAUUUUGUGAUAUAUCACAACUUUCAGUUUGUGAGAUGAUGAAGAUCUACUUAUGAAUCAAGCACUCUCUGGGAACCGGGUUGGAUUGACAUCCAUCGUUAUAGUGAGAGUGUCAUAGAAUUUUGGGGUAGGUAGUCAACUACUCCACUUAGGAGAAAAUUGGUCCACACAGUUAUCUGUUUAUUCAUUCAUUUUCUCAUCACAAAAUGAGUAGUGAGUAUUUUCCAUGUUCCAUAGACUACACUGGAGACCUCUUUUGUGCACACAUAGAAGGCUUUAUUUUUAAUGUCUACCUGAUUGAUAAGGGUUUAUUUACUGAUAAAAUUUUAUGAAGUGCUCCCUCCACUUGGCUGGGGUUUUUUUCUCUUUUUCUCAUUUGGUUGUUAUUGAUGUGUAAUUGACAAAUAAAAUAAUACAUAUUUAAGUCACAUUACAAUGUAAUGCUUUGAUACAUGUAUAUUCUGUGACGUGGUUACCAUUAAAACAUCCAUUACCUAACAUAGUUAGCAUUUUUGUGUGCUAAGAUGUAAGACCUCCACAGGCAAAUUAAAAUUAUGUAAUAUUGCGGCUAUAGUCAUUAUGCUGCACAUUAAUUUCUUAGAACUUAAUGAUCUUUAACUGAACAUUUAUAUUGAUUAAAUAUCUUCUUUUUCCAUAUACCCCUCAGUGCUUAUCAAUCAUUGUACUUUUUUUUUUUUUUUUUUCAGUACUGGGGAUUGAACUUGGGACCUUGCACUUGUGAGGCAGGAGCCGGAACCACUGAGCUAAAUCCCCGGCCCUGUACCUUCUGAUUUUAUUUUGUUGACUUUUCAAGGAUCUUCACACCAGUGGGAUAAUGCAGUAUUUAUAGCUCUCUGUUGACUUAUUUCACUCAGUCUAAUGUCUGCCCUGUUCGUGCUGUUGCAAAUGACAGUAGCCAUUUUAUGGUGGAACAAUAUUUAAGUAUGUAUAUGUGGUAUAUGUGUGUUUGAGUAUAAAGCACAUUUUCAUAUUUUAUCAAUUCACCUAUGAACAAACAGACUGUCUCUAUGUCUUCACCACUAUAAAAAAUACUGUAGUGAACAUGGGAGCACAGAUGGCUAUAAAUAGUGCUUUUAUUAUUUUUGGACACAUUCACAGAAAUGGGAUUUUUGGAGAAUAUAGUACUUCUAUUUUCUUUUUUUGAGAAUCCCCUAAAGUCUUACACAAUGGCUUUACUGGUUUAUUCUGCAACCAACAGUGCACAAAGCUUUCUUUUUAUUCCUGUCUUGUGAAUCCUUGACCACUCAUGUGAUUGCGAUACCAAUCAUCCCAGCAGAUGUGAAGUGAUAGUUUUCUGUUUGUUAUGGUUUAGAUCUAGCAUGGCCUCCAAGCGUUCAUAUAAUGGAAGCUUGGUUCUUGGUGUAGUGGGACCUUGUGGGAGCUUGUUAAGUCAUGCACAGCAUUGACAGUGCUACCCUUGGAGGUAUUAAGGUGGUCUUUCUGGGAUCCUGAGUGGAGUCUUCUUUAAUUAAUUUCUCUAUCAGUGUUGAAUAGCUUUCAGUGUGCAAAUCUGUUGUCUUUGAUUGAAUUUACUAACAAGCAUUUUCUUGUAUUUGAUUCUCUUGUAAAUCAGACUGGGGUGGGUUUUUUCCAGAGAGUUUGCUCUUAGUGUAUGGAGACACAAUUGAAUUGUUAAUAUUUAUUUUGUAUCUUCCAACUCUUCUAAACUUAUUAAUUGAUCUAACUUUGCGUGCAUAUAUGUGUCUUUCCAGCUUUCUUUGUACAAGAUGAUGUCAUUUUCAGACAGACAGUUCUACUUCCUCCUUUCUUCUUACUUGGAGGCCUUUUACUGUGUUUUUCUUAACUGUUUAGACCAUCAAAAUGUAUGUGGAAUAAACUUGUUACUGUUGUUCCUGAUCCUCUUGGUGAUAUUGCAAUUUUUCACAGUUAAAAAUGAUAUGAGCUUGUUAUAUUGUAGCCCUUUCUCUGCUGAGACCUAUUCCUUCAGCACUUAUUUUUCUGAGAGUAUUCAUCACUAUGUUAAAUUUUGUUAAAUGCCUUUUAAUCUACUGAACUUUUACCAUAUGAUCUUUAUCUUUCAUUGUGUUAGUAUAGUGUAUGCUAUUGAUUGAUUUGCUUAUCUGAAUCAUUCUUGUGUCCCACUGCACAUCUCACCCUGUUGUGUGAUCUUUUCAACAUGCUGUUGAAAUAAGUUUGCUAGUAUUUUGUUGAAGACUUUUGCAUUUACAUUUCAGGGAUAUUGCCUUGUAGUUUUCUUGUUUUCUAGCACUCAUAUUUGACUUUGUUAUUUGUGUAAUGUUGGCAUUUAAAAAGGAGUUUCAACUUUUAAUGACAACGGUUUCAUCUUUUAAUUUUUUUGAAGAGUUUGGGAUGGAAUGAUCUCAAUUUUUCUGAAAUAUUUGUUUUAUUUCACCAGUGAAUCCACCUCUUUUUAGGGAUUGCUUUUCUUCCAGUUUUAUGUUUACAGUUUCAAACUCCUAACUCAUUGUUGGUUUGUUUAGAUUUUAUUUCUCCAUGUUUCAGUGUUAUUAGGUAGGGUUCUUCUAAGGAUUUAUUCAUAUCAUCAUGGUUAUUUAUUUAUUCAUAUAUAAUUAUUCACAGUGAUAAUUGUUUUGACAAUUAGUUGUUUUGUCAACUUUAGUAAGAAACACCCAACUGAAUGGCUUAGCAUAGCUGUGGGUGGUAUUGAAUGGAUUUCCUGAAGAUGGAAGAUCCACUCGGGGUAUGAGUGGCACCAACUAAAGGGCACGUAGCCUGAGAGGAAUAAAUUGGGAAAACAGAAGGAAGCCUCACUUCUGUUUCUAGAGAGGACCUGCAGUCUUUGCACCUGCUUUGGACCUAUGUCUCCUGGUCUUCGUCACAGACUCUAUAGCAUUCCAGCCCAGACCCUUCUGCUUCCUGAUCUGGACUUGCAUAGGGCUCUGCUGUGAGCUCCAGACCUUCAGCUUUUGGAUCUCCAGCGUACAGAUGGUGCUUCUUCCACACGUGACUCUUCAGGCAGACAUUGUGGGCUGCCAUGUAAAUGUAUACAUAUACUUGUAUAUUGUAUUAAAUCUGUUUCUCUAAAAAACACUGACUGAUACAGUUUGGUACUGGGAGUGGCUCUAGAGAAAGAAUUAUAAAGAUGAGAUUCUGAAGGGCUUCAGUGGUUCUUGGAGCUGAUGCUCUACUUUGAUGAGGCCUAAAGUUGCCAUGGUCUCUUCUUCUAAUACUGCGCAGAGUAGCAAUAGUCUAUGAUGUGAUUUGUUUAAAAUAAUGUGCAAUGUAGAUCCAUUUGAUUAUCCCAAUUCACCACUGGUGAGAUGCAAGGAAUUUAGUGACUCCUUAUAUGAUACUUUUGAAUAUUUUUGGCAGAGUGGGAAAUAUAAUGGUGUUGGCUGGUUCCUUGUAGCAUCUCUGAAAAAACCAGUAAGUGAAAAUAAUGAGCUCAAAUCAGGCAUAAAAAAAUCUACAGUCUUCUGAGUGUGAAGGUAAAUAAAUACAUGAAAAUAAGGAGCUCAAAGAUUCAAAUUCUCAAUUCCAGACAUUCAUAAAUAAUUUAAAAAUUUCUAAGUGCAUCCUGAAGGAGAAUUUUCUAUCUUUUAACAGCAGGGGUGAGAUUGCAGAAACCCAAACAUGAUUUGAUUGGCUGUAAUACAGCAUACAUUUAAUGCUCAGCCUGAAGGAUAUCUGAAGGAAAGGUGAGGACUAAUCAGAAAAGGAUGGGAUCCUGUACAUCAGAAUGGAGAUGUUGGGGAGGAUACUGACAAAGUUAGGGACAUCAAGCUCCUAGAAUCUAAUGAAAUUAUUUUGCCAAAGGAAGAGAUUUCUCACCCACAGUGACAGAAGCAUCGCUACCCUCCCCCAGUGUUGUCCAUCCCUCCUAUACCUGAGGAAACCGAUCCUGUGUUGUGUGAUACUGUUAAGAAGCAAGACAAUGCACCCACUUCCGUCUCUAGUCCUAGAGCCAGACUUAAAUCCCAGAGGGCUCCUAAAGUGAGGUAUACCGCGUGACCCAGGAGGAGGUCUGCUCUUCUCCUAAAGAACUUCUUGAGUGUUCUAACUCUUAAAAGCAGAGGCUUGUUGAGCAAGUAGAGGAAUGGGAUAAUGGUGGCAAAAACAUUCAGGCCGAGUUUGUUGAUAUGGACCCAUUAAGUAGAGAUUCUGAAUUUAAUUUGAAUUUAAUUUGCAGCUCAGGGAGUUAAAAAGAUUUUAAUAGUUUAUUUGAUUGGUUGGCAGAAGUAUGAAUCAAAAGAUGACCCUCUGUUGUUGUGUCUGGGAGUGGGGACCAGGAAUUCCCUGUCAUGACCUUCCACCUCUCUUUGAGCCCUUGCCCUCACUCUAGUGAGGAAAGGAGAAGUGGACGGAGCUCUUAGCAGAAAAUGGGGAUUAAGACUGGUAAAGUGGAAGUGAAAGUUUGUUUAAAGUGAGGCACAUGCAGAAAAAGCCCAAGGAGAGCAAAAGGGCGCUGGAAGAUGAGGGCAUCCUAGUUGGGGAGCCUGCUGAGUAUGAGAUAGGUCCAUCCUAGAGGGGCAAACUAUUUUGUUGAUUAGUGUGUGCCAGCCAAUUAGGGUCUCAGCCUUUGUUUCUUGGAAGAGGACAAGAUCAGCACACACAUUAGAAAGAGUAACACUUUCCUAAGAGAUCAGCACACACUUUAUAAAAGAGUAACACUUGCAUAAAGGAUACAGUAGGGUACCUUUUUUUAAGCAUGUGGUACCGUGUAAGCAUAUGAUGAUCUUACAAUCAUCAGCCAUAGAAAAGCGUUACAGUUGUCAGCUGCAGAUAAGCAUAUGAUGAUUUUACAGUGUUAGUUAUCCGUGUUUCACCUUGGGUUUUUCUAUGACCUUCUAAUCUACCCCUACACUGUGAAUGAGUUAGAGAUGCCUGAUAUUCUUUGGUUUAUUGUUGAUGAGAAUAUUCAAAGGCUCAGGGAAAUACAAAUGCUGGAGUGGAUUUAUUAUGUUAAACCUAAUCUGCCACAAUGGGAUGAUCCAGAAAAUUUACUCUUUACCAUACCUUGAGAAACAAAUUUAAAUAAUACGUUAGUACCCAUUUUGAUUUUAUAAAGAGGAAUUAAUGAACUGAAUGCAUAAUUGAAUUAUAUUUCUAAAUCAGUCAAUAUUAAAAAGAUGUUGAUAUUAUGUAUUUGAUACAUUUUAUAGGAUUAUAAAAGGAAGACUAUUCUAUAGAUUGUCUUAAGAACUUAAUGUAUAAAGGUGUAAUAGUAUAAAAGUGAAUAAAAAUGAUGUGAGCAUUAAUGUGAAUAAAUCUUAGUAACAUGUAAAGAAAAAUAAUGCUUAAAAGACACAUAUAUUACCUUUAAAAACUAGCAACUCAAUAAAUCUAAACAUAUUAUUCAAGUACACAUAUCAUGUGCUAAAAUUUUACUUAUAUGUAAUUAAAUCUGUCAAGUACAUGUAUAAUAAAAUUAAAGUGGAUCACUACAUGGCUACCU
This is a messenger RNA of Heterocephalus glaber (naked mole-rat), 6273 nucleotides long. RefSeq names its product C-type lectin domain family 4 member A. NCBI's taxonomy places the organism in Eukaryota, Metazoa, Chordata, Mammalia, Rodentia, Bathyergidae. The record is from RefSeq and is a predicted model, not a curated record.